AUGUGGACCCGGCCCCUCGCUCGGCUCCACCAACAACUUCCUAAUCAUUCUCUCGCUUCCGGUGCGGAGUUGGAAGAAAAACGGAGAGAAAAGUUUGUGUGUUGAUUUCCGCGCUGCUAGCAAGAUGCUUUCCGUGAUUAAUAGACACGUCACGUCGUCGCACUCCUCUGAUGUAAAGCCAAAGGUGAAAUGUUAACCUGCGAUGUGGAUACGUGCGUGAAGCUGGAUGUGAAUCGGCCGUCGAGGCUCAUGCGUCUUGGAAGGAAGAAGGAAGUAACGGGCGUUGCAUCGAGAUGAGUCAGCAGGGUUAUGUCGCCGCACCCCCGUACUCCCAGGCCCAGCCAGGGAUGGGGGGCUACCAAGGUGGAUUUGGGAGUGGUCCUACACAGCCCCUCUAUGGGCACUACGGGGGGCCACCUCAGGCAUUCACCGCUCCACCAGCAGGAAUGAUGAAAUCACCGGUUUCCUCUCCUGCCGGCAUGCCUCCACCUCAAGUCGGCAGUUCGUACAAUCCAAACGUCCAGCAGAAUGGCGCUCAUCCACAAAGGUACCCUGCUCCACCAGCUGUAUCUCCUGCUUAUGGACAACCCCCACAUGCCCCAUACAACAGCAUGGCCUCAACUGCCCCGCCUGCAGCUCAGCAGCUCACCAAUCAGAUGAGUGCUAUGAACAUGGGCAGCUAUGCCCCAGGGCCCAUGCAGAGCCCUCCUCCACCAACCGGCUCUGUAGCCCAACAGCCUUUCCAGGCGCCUCCUCCACCAGCGAUGGGCCAUCCACAGAUGCUUCCUGGCCAGCAGUCACUCCACUCAUCCCAGCAAAUGCCCCCUCAGAUGGGUCCACCGCAGUCACCCCAAAUGAGCAUGGGAGGCAUGGGCAGUCCUUUUCCCGGCCCACCGCCUUCAGGCCCCGGAGGUUUUCAGCAGCCUGGUCCUGGACCCAUUGGUCCACCAGGAUACCCACAGCAAGCUGGUCAGUUUGGGGGUCACAUGGCUGGGCCCCAGCAGGGCAUGCAAGGGGCCUUCCCCGGAACACCGGGCGCACUGGCUGGCCCACCGCAGAAGAAACUGGACCCUGACUCUAUCCCAAGCAUAACUCAGAUCAUACAAGAUGACCAGGCUAACCAAGGAGGACAGGUCUUCAGCACAAACAUCAGAGGACAGGUUCCACCUCUGGUCACCACUGACUUCACAGCACAGGACCAGGGCAAUGCCAGUCCCAGGUUCAUGCGCUGCACCACCUACUCCCUCCCCUCCACCGCCGAUCUGGCCAAGCAGUGCCAAGUGCCCCUGGCUUGCAUCAUUAAACCCUUUGCCACUUUGCCAAAGAAUGAGACUCCUCUAUAUGUUGUGGACCACGGUGAGACGGGCCCCAUCCGCUGCAAUCGAUGCAAAGCCUACAUGUGUCCCUACAUGCAGUUUAUCGAUGGCGGCCGUCGCUACCAGUGCUCUUUCUGCAACUGUGUCAACGAAGUGCCAGCCUUCUUCUUCCAACAUCUUGACCACAUGGGCCGUAGGGUGGACUUCUACGAGAGGCCUGAGUUGUCCUUGGGAUCCUACGAGUUUACAGCCACCAUUGACUACUGCAAGAACAACAAGCGUCCGAAUCCUCCCGCCUACAUCUUCAUGAUCGACGUGUCCUAUAACAACGUCAAGAGUGGCCUGGUCAAACUGAUAUGUGACGAGCUGAAGACUCUGCUGGAGAAGCUGCCCAGAGAGGAAGGUGAGGAGAGCUCGGCGAUUAAAGUGGGCUUCGUCACCUACAACAAGGUCCUGCACUUCUACAACGUGAAGAGCGCUUUGGCCCAGCCCCAGAUGAUGGUGGUGUCGGACACGGAGGACGUGUUCGUCCCGCUGCUUGACGGCUUCCUCGUCAACUUCCAGGAGUCGAGGGCUGUUAUCGUAAACCUCCUGGACCAGAUCCCUGACAUGUUUGCAGACACCAACGAGAGUGAAACGGUCUUUGCUCCCGUCAUCCAGGCCGGCGUGGAGGCAUUUAAGGCCGCAGAAUGUAGCGGAAAGAUCUUCCUCUUCCACUCCUCCAUGCCCACGGCCGAGGCUCCUGGCAAACUCAAGAACAGGGAUGACAAAAAGCUGGUCAACACAGAGAAAGAGAAAAACCUGUUCCAGCCUCAGAAAGGAGUGUAUGAGCAACUGUCGAAGGACUGUGUGGCACAGGGCUGCUGCGUGGAUCUCUUCCUCUUCCCCAGCCAGUACCUCGACUUGGCAACCAUGGGUGAUGUGCCCUCGCACACCGGAGGCUCCGUUUACAAGUACAACAACUUUCAGGUGGAGACAGAUGGGGAGCAUUUCCUGAGAGACCUCAGGAAAGAUGUGCAGAAGAGCAUCGGAUUUGACGCCAUCAUGCGUGUUCGCACCAGUACAGGCUUCAGAGCCACAGACUUCUUCGGUGCCAUCCACAUGAACAACACCACAGAUGUUGAGAUGGCGGCCGUGGACUGUGACAAGGCCUUGACCGUCGAGUUCAAGCACGACGAUACGCUCAGCGAGGAGACCGGAGCACUCGUGCAGUGUGCCUUCCUGUACACCACCAUCAGCGGCCAGCGACGCCUGCGUAUCCACAACCUCAGUCUGAACUGCAGCUCGCAGUUGUCAGAGCUGUACAAGGGCUGCGAGACGGACUCGCUCAUCAACUUCUUUGCCAAAUCAGCUUACCGUGCCAUAUUGAGCCAGCCUCUAAAGAAUGUGAGGGAAAUCCUGGUCAACCAGACAGCCCACAUGUUGGCUUGUUACAGGAAGAACUGCGCCACCCCUUCCGCCGCCAGCCAGCUGAUCCUGCCGAGCACCAUGAAGGUGUUCCCAGUCUACAUGAACAGCCUGAUGAAAACAGCCCCCUUGGUGUCUAGCACGGAGCUCUCCACAGACGACAGGGCCCAUCUGAGGCAGUCGGUCAUGGCCAUGGGGGUGGAGGACACACAGCUGCUGCUCUACCCUCGCCUCAUCCCACUGCACAACGUGGACGUUGGAGGCGAUGCUCUGCCCGCUUCGGUGCGCUGUUCAGAGGAGUCUCUUGCCGACUCUGGCAUGUUCCUGCUGGAGAACGGCCACUCCGUGUUUCUGUGGUUGGGCCAAGCAAGCCCCCCUGACAUCAUCCAGAGCAUCUUCAACCUGCCCUCCCUCGCCCACCUGCAAGCAAACAUGUUUUCGCUGCCAGAGCUGGACAACCCACUGUCAAAGAAAGUCCGAUCUAUCAUCAAUGGCCUGCUUGAAAAGAGGCCGAACUCCAUGAAGCUCGUCAUCGUGAGGCAGAAGGACAAGCCCGAGCUGUUAUUCCGUCAGUUCCUCGUGGAGGAUAAAAGUCUGCUCGGCGGCGCCUCCUACCAAGACUUCCUUUGCCACGUUCACCGGGAGAUCAGGCAGCUGCUCACCUAAUUUAAAGUCCAAACGCCCGUGUCCUCAAGUGUCCCCAUGUUUUCUACCCAUCCGGGUAGAAAACACAGGAUCUAAUGGACCGUGCACAGAUCUCACAGGGUCAGUCCAUUUGAAAUUGUCAGGACAGUGCUUUUUAUGGGGUUUUAUAAAAAGACAAGAGGGAACAAGGAUCCGGGAGAUUCCUCCUCCAGUGUCCACAGCUGCCUUUCACAUACACACACGGUAUGAUCUCCAAAUAACGACUUGUCGCUCGAGGAGCUUCCGAGUAAAUCUGUCAGAAUUAAAUGGACAACACAUCUCGUGUUUCCCGCAUUGGAUACUUGGCGUGAUGGACAGUGGAGACGGUAAUAACAUCAGUGCCUGCGGCUGAAAUGCAUUUUGGCAGAAAGCCCACUGGCAUAAGCAAUAGAGCAUCUAUCUCCACUGUGUUUAAGUUGAUUUAAGCCCUUUUUCCUUUCACUAUGUAGAUUUACAGCGUCUGGAUAACACGAGGGGUUAUUUGUAGAUGUUUGCCAGUAUUCGUUACCCUCAGAUAAAGACUUAAUAUUUAAAGAGUUCUCAGAAUCUCAUUUUAAAAUAUUGAUUUCAUUUUAAACAAUAAACUCUGUAAGACAAUUUAUAAUAUUUAAUUUCUUUUCUGCAUUUUAUCUCAUUAUCUCUCAUUUCAUUAACCUUUAGUCAAUGUAUCUGCGGUAGUCAGUUAUUUCAUAAUUUAGCAGAAACAUUGGCAGGAUAAAGUGUUUUUCCCCGUCAUUACACCGUGAGUAAUGAGAAGCAUUUGAUUCACACAGGCCCACACCAAAGAAAAGAGAAAAAAGAUUCUUUGACCUUUUAUGGCCGAGACUUGAUCUUCACAAUGUGCAGUGACGCAGAAACUGUUCUGGUGUUCUGAGAUUACAGGGAAACCAACGCAGCUGUGGCUCCACAAAGGAAACAAGAGAAACUCCACUUUUCCCUGUAGAAGAGUCCGAAUUGGUCGUAAAAAAAACUAAAACCAUUUAUAAUGGUAUCGAGUAAAAGGACUUAACAUGAUGCCCAGAGAGAAGACGAUGUGACAGGGGCCACGUAUCAAGCUUUUCCCUCAAACUGUCACAUUAAACUUUGUUAUUUAUUCUUGUUGGAGAGAUAUAUUUUGACAAGCAACUUACAAAAAUACGAAAAAAACAGCGCCAGCGAUUUAAAAUCUUCUGUCUGGACUGACAAUCAGACUUCAGCUCACGGUUCAAAUGUAGUAAUUUACUUUUAUUACUCAAAUAAACUUGUAAGAUUUCAUAGUUAACGAGUUAUAUCAUCAUUCUGCAUUGCCUUGCUUGUUUUUUUUUAUACCGGUUGAUCAUUUCUUUGCAAUGCAGAUUCUUCAUUUGACAAAUAUCGGACCAUCUUGUGUGUGUGGCCCACGAGGUCUUUUUUGUACAUGAAAUGCGCAACUUGUGUUGUCAAAGAUAUUCCUAUCUGCCUUAAGUUGAUAUAAUACAUGUAGUUGUGGAAAAAAAAAUGAUGUCCAAAUGUAUAUGUCCCUUUUAACGUCCGUGGCUGAUUUAAGUCCAUCUUCAGUAUUUGGUUUUAUAUGCAAAACGUAUCUCAGGUAAUUUCAGUACCUUUCCAUUUUUUAGUUGGGAGCAAUGAUUCGAGUUGAACUGGAAAGAUGGAUGUUCUGGGUUUUGUUUGUUUGUUUUGAGUGGAAUUGUGGGAGAUGAUGGAUUGGCGUGGCCCAGUACUUUCAUUCCAAACCCUAAAGAAAACUUUGUCUAAUUAAAUCUUUGCUGUUGCAAAAA
Messenger RNA from Hippoglossus stenolepis (Pacific halibut), 5164 nucleotides. It is a transcript of the gene sec24d, whose product is annotated as SEC24 homolog D, COPII coat complex component. Gene Ontology annotation, molecular function: SNARE binding; zinc ion binding. Gene Ontology annotation, biological process: endoplasmic reticulum to Golgi vesicle-mediated transport; intracellular protein transport; COPII-coated vesicle cargo loading. Lineage: Eukaryota; Metazoa; Chordata; Actinopteri; Pleuronectiformes; Pleuronectidae. The coding region runs from base 294 to 3389 and encodes 1031 amino acids. Gene Ontology annotation, cellular component: COPII vesicle coat; endoplasmic reticulum exit site. The transcript has 23 exons. The record is from RefSeq and is a predicted model, not a curated record.